Molecule: messenger RNA, 2571 nt
Organism: Alosa sapidissima (American shad)
Lineage: Eukaryota; Metazoa; Chordata; Actinopteri; Clupeiformes; Clupeidae
Gene: asphd1
Product: aspartate beta-hydroxylase domain containing 1
Exons: 5
Coding region: 219-1145 (308 amino acids)
Source: RefSeq, a predicted model, not a curated record
AGCGAUAUUACGUAAACAUUCUCAGGUCGAUAUCUUCUUUUCGCGUGUUUCCGCCAAGGAGGGGGGCUUCCGUUCGAUGUUUUCCGGUAACAUGAAAUGCGGAACACACAGACUUCGGGAAGUGCAGUUGCGCAUUCCACAGAGACAGCCUGCUCGGGUAGAUUACCAGAGAACGUGGAGCGGCAGAGACGGAGAGUGUGAGGAGGGAAGACGGGAGGAUGUGGUGGAAUUUGGAGCAGCUGACGUUGCCCCCGGUGACGGGUCUGUUGUCACUGGCGUCGCCGCCGGUUACAGGGUUGCUAUGGUCACUGCUGCUGUUGUUUCUGUGGUACUGUUACCGCCUGGGCUCUGAGCCCUCCCCUCGGGGGAGGAGUCACACCCUCCCACGCCAGACCAGCUCUCCAGAGCCACGCCCCUCCACGGAGGCCAACGCCCCCAUCACCAUGGAAACCAGUGAUGGACAAGGGGUUGAGAGUUACCUCACACCAGUGCUAAGCCACGCCCUCUUCCCAGUCUCAGCGUCAGCAGGAAGCAGGAAGCUGUACGAAGCUCUGCAGGAGUACGCCAAGCGCUACAGCUGGUCCGGCAUGGCUCGCAUACACCGGGGGCUACGCCAUCAGUCCAGGGUGAGUGAGCGUUUCUCUGUCCAGAGGCCACACCUCUUCUACCUCCCUGAUGUCCCCAGCAUUCCGUUCUUCCCUCGAGACGCCCAUCGUCAUGACAUCGAGCUUUUGGAGGCCAGCUAUCCCAUCAUCCUCGCUGAGUUCCAGGCUGUGUAUCAAAGAGGCAUUGACCCAAAACUGGGUUGGAUGAACCAGGGGCCCAAGGGCCAGGCCGUGUUCCCCCUGUAUAAUGCAGGUGUGUGUGUGGCGUCUAACUGCCGUGCGUGCCCCUGUUCGUACCGCGUGCUGCUGGCGCUCCGCACCUUCAUCAGCUCCAAUGCUCUCGGCGCCGCAGGGUUCUGGCUCCUCCCACCAGGAGUCUGUGUGGGCGGAGCCUACGGGCCCACUAACACACGCCUCCGAUGUCACCUGGGUUCUGCUGAGGAUGGCCCGAGGGUGAUAUUCAGUGUGGAUCUGUGGCAUCCUAAUGUGGCUGCAGCAGAGAGACAGGCUCUGGACUACAUAUUUGCUCCCGAACAAUAAACAUCAACAAGAUAAACAACAACAAAUCAGCACAAACACACUGUUUCUCUUGAGACGGCCACAUGAGACUACGCCCAUCAAACAACCUCACAUGAAGGCCACACCCACCCCAGAAUCACAACCAAUCAAACAACCUCACAUGAAGGCCACACCCACCCCAGAAUCACAACCAAUCAAACAACCUCACAUGAGGCCACACCCACCCCAGAAUCACAACCAAUCAAACAACCUCACAUGAAGGCCACACCCAUUCCUGGAACAGCGUUGUGAUUGGAGGAACAGCAGCAGGAGGUGAACUGAUUAAACUUGAAGAGAUGACUGACUCCCUCAGCAGCAGAAAUAAUCCCAAGCAUCCCAACCAUCACCCUGCUGCCUCCUACAGCAGAAUAAUCCCAACCAUCCCAACCAUCACCCUGCUGCCUCUUACAGUUAUAUAUAAUUGAGGAGGCUAACCUGUAGCAUGUGCCUGCUCUUUGCAUGGUGGCUGAUGUCAACCUAACUAGCAGUUUAGCAUGCGGGUGUGUGUGUGAGAGAGAGAUGUUUACAAUUGAAAUUAAUCAAUUUGAAUUUAUUUAUGGUCUUGAAAUAUUUAUUCUUAUUCUUAUAAUAUCUAUUUUGGAAUUAUAUCUGAGGUUUUAUAUGUUGUUAUAUUAUUGAUUUAGGGUGGUAUUAUUAGUUGUAUGUGAUUAUUUUUUUAUUAUUUUAAAAUAAUAAAUUCUAUUUAUUAUUUCCCUGUAUUUAUAACAUUUUAUAUAAUAUGUAAGAUUUGCAUCCUCUUAUAUUCAUAUUAUUUAAGCCAUUGUACAUUUUAUAUUGCAUUAUUAUUAUUUAUAAUUAUGCAUUUUAUAAUAUGUUAUUAUUUUUUAUAAUUAUGCAUUUUAUAAUAUGUUGUUAUUAUUUAUACGUUGGCUGUAGGCAUGAUGAGCUGUGAUCUUUCAUGAACCCUGUUAUUUUAGUAUUGAUUAGUUAUGCCUGAUGCCUCACAGAACCCUGAGCACUUGUGAUAUUCUACAGUUGAUUAGUUAUGCCUGAUGCCACACAAAACCCUGAGCACUUGUGAUAUUCUACUGUUGAUUAGUUAUGCCUGAUGUUUUGAUGGAACCAGAGCACCUGUGGUAUUCUACUGUUGAAUAGUUAUGCCUGAUGUUUUGAUGGAACCUGAGCACCUGUGAUAUUCUACUGUUGAUUAGUUAUGCCUGAUUUUCCCUGAACCCUGUGACUGUGAUCUGAAAUCUGACUGUGCUUCAUAAACCCAAACCCUCCCCUAACCUAACACAACCCCAACCUCUAACCUAACACAAACCCAACCCUAACCCUCCCCUAACCUAACACAAACCCUCCCCUAACCCCUGGAAGAUGAUGCAUGUAUAUUUAUAUAUGCGCUGAAUAUAUAAAUAAAACAGAUGGAUCUACCCAGAAUGCCACU